Molecule: messenger RNA, 2550 nt
Organism: Belonocnema kinseyi
Lineage: Eukaryota; Metazoa; Arthropoda; Insecta; Hymenoptera; Cynipidae
Exons: 1
Coding region: 198-1616 (472 amino acids)
Source: RefSeq, a predicted model, not a curated record
GUCUGCAGACCGCUGGGCAUUCAUGUGAUCAAAAUACUGAGCAAGAUGCCGAAGGAUCGGAACCACAAAGGGAAGCCGGGCCCAGCGGUGUAAGCGUCCACAAUCCGGACCAGAACGUUCGAGCUACAAGUCACGAUUGCGAGGGUCCGAGAUGCCUCUGUCACAGGUACGAAAACGGGGAACUAGCAGUUGUCGUGAUGAAUCAAAAUCGCAACGCCUCUAACCAGGAAAGAGACGACGCCUAUCAGAACGUGGGUCGCGGAAAUCGAAGCUUCCAAAAUCGUCAAAAUGGUAAUCAAAAUCACCCGAAUCUCAAUCCAAACUACCAGAAUCCAGUCGACCUCAUUCGAAAUUACCAAAGGUAUAGGCAGCAGCAGGAACCCGAGGAGAAUAUUUACGAAAGACUUGAUAAUGACGACGAAAAUGACGAUGUCGAAGUCUUGCGAAACGAGAAUCUGGCUAGUCUUCAAAAUUCCUCGGAUAAUCACACUUACGAGAGAAUUGACGACAGAUCAGUGUAUCGUGCGGGACCCCAAAAUCGAAAUAAUCUCCCCAUAGCCAACAACCUGCCGGGACCCAAUGUCCUCAACGAAAUCGAAGCCAGAAACUUUAGCCACUACGAUCAGCCGAGAAAUUUGUAUCUAGAAUCGGCUCGAACUCUAAGAAGCCAGUUCUGUCCGUAUCAACUGGGAAGACUUGCUCGGAACUGCUUCUCGACUGAAAAUAUAACCUACGCUUCUUACAGAAGAUAUGUCUACCAAGUAGGCCGCAACUGCUCAUGUCCCGUCUGUCGACAUCUUUGCCAUCAGUGUUUCAAUAUGCACGAUAGGUUGCGCUACCAGGAUCCAGGCAACUCUGCUACUUUAGGAAGUUCUAGAAACUACAUUUACCAGGUUGCCAGAAGCUGCAAAUGUACAUUCUGCAGAGGCGAGUUCCCCUAUUCUAGAUUCCCGAUAAACUCAAAUCGCCUCGUUGAGUCUCUUCGCAGAGAGUGUGAGUGCCGAGAUCCUGGAAAUUGCCCGCGAUGUCUUUCAUCAAACUCUGCGAUUUACAUUGGCAGAUUUGAUCAAUCGGUGAAUAAUCCGAUUUAUGGCAAUCCUACGAUUUAUAUUGGCAGGGCCGAGAGAUCUUGUGCAUCAGGAUUAAAUAGCUUGGCUUCGGGGGGAGUGUCUGCUAAUGCCGAUAGCGCUUCUGCUUCUGCUUCUACUUCUGGUUCUAAUUCUACUUCUAGUUCCAAUCCCGUAGCGGUUAGUUCUGCAUCGAACGAGUCAACUUCGUCUAGUGCAAGAGCCACUGCCAGUCAAAAUGUACCCUCGUCGUCUGCCGCCUCUGUUUAUCCCGUGAAUAAUGCUGUCAAUCGACAUCAUAUAUGUGAUGAUUCUUGUAUCAGGAAUCAGGGGAAUCUAAACUCAGGGGUUUGCCAAUUUUUGGAACGCUGUGAAAGAGCUGAAUGCCAGCAUGCAGGGAGGCUCUCGCUUCAUUGGUGGUUUGUUAAUAAGUGGCUGCCUUCGUGGGUCACGCAAAAUGCAGAUAGAAAUAGUGAGAGAAAUGUAGAGUCUAAUCCCAAGAUUGAGGAACCGCCUGAGCAACCAGAUAGUGAUAGCGAAGACCCGUAAGUUUCCGUUUGAGGCGGGUAGCUCUUUGUUAUUAUAAUUAAAGACCACGUGGGAAAAGACGAUAAUUAGGUUUAGAUAUUUUGGAGUUGCGUGAAUCUUUCGAAAAUUCUAUUUUCCCUAAUAUUUAUUUUACCGAAAAUCGUGCAACUGAAUCAUUAUUUAGCAUAGUUUUGUUUGACUGAAUUGCCAUUUGAAGAGCUAGAUAACGAACAUUUUUUUUAUCUAAAAUGGGUUUUUUUGCAUGCAAAAUCCUUGAAAAAUCAAAUACACGUUGCGGUUUUAGUAUAUUUUCGAAAUAUAAUUAUUUAUAUUAAUUAAUUAUUUAAUUAUAAAUAUAAUAAUAUCCAAGGAGAUUUAUUAAAAUGAAGGCCCCUUUUGGCACGCGGUUUCAAUAAAAAAAUGUAAUAACAUUUUAGUUCAAAUAUUAACGUAGUAAUAAUUUUUUUUUAACUUUUGCAUUGAUAUUUCUUGAAAUUAUCAUAAUUUAAUUUUUUUUAAAUGUUUUAUUUCGAUUUUUUAGCAAAAAAUAAUUUGCGUCAUACUGUGAUUUUUGAAUCUUUCAUUUCCAUUUUCUCGGAACAGAAUAAUUUUUUUGGAUCAAACCUUAUUUAUUGCCAUUCAUCAUCCCCAAUGACUCGGGAUAAAUCUUCCAUGUCCGAAGAUAAUAAAAAAAUUUAAGGCUUAUUCUUAAAAUCUUUAACAUUUUUAUCCGAAAAUUUCCGCUAGAUACUCUCGGAAUUGUGUAACUUUUUUACACACGCGCGCGCGCGCGUUUAACUUGACUUUUGAGUAAUUUAUCUUAAGUUACCAUAUUUACCUGUAAAGAUUUCAUAAACGACCGAAAAGUUCCAUGAAUUUACGCAAAUUUAGACAUUUUUAAAUUUAAUUUUGGGUAACUCAUGGUAAGUUACCAUAAAUUACGUGUAAUAUUACC